GAAGGUUCCAGCCUGUGAGAGAGGAGGACGGCAGGCAUCGAGCUUCGAAGUGCCGUGCCACAUUUGUGGAGAACUUGUUGCCUAGAGAGCUCCGGGGAGUCCGACAGUCACCUUCGACGUCCGUCCAGCAGCAACAAGAGACGAGAAGCAGCUGCGGUUCGGAGCCCUUGACAACCAGAGCGUGACGUGAGCAGAGCCGUACUAAUGGCGGACCAGGAAGAGGAAGGCAAACCCAAGAAGGAGGUGCGCGUGUUCGGGCGUCCCGAGCUGGCCUCCAAGGUGGCCAUGUUCCAGCGCAAGGCCGAAGACCACGAUCGUAAGCAGAAGGACAAUCCCUUUUCGGGACGCUGGGACGGAUCCGCCUCCGGCGCACUGUCCAAGGACGACCCACGGUACGGCCACCCCGAAGAAGGUUCGAAGACGGAGAAGCGUGGUAAGCAAGCCGGCCAGCUGAUAAGCAGUGAGGUUCGCGUACUGUGCGAGAACCUGCACGAGUUCGGCACCGAACAGCCGGACGGCACUCGGGCUAUCACGUUCGGCGAGCUCUUCCAGCUGUACACGAGCAUCUCGAACAAGGUGGUGGGCAUUCUGCUGCGCGCGCGCAAGCACGGGCUCGUCGACUUCGAGGGCGAGAUGCUGUACCAGCGGCGAGACGACGGCGUCGUAAUCCGGCUGCUGCGGCCUAUCGCCGAGAUACACGCAGAGAUGGGCUACGACCCGGCUCUGGCGCAGCUGCCCAAGACCACACCUGUGCUGCUGGGAGGCAAGACAGCCGCAUCGUAGUCGCAAGACACUGUUCUACGUGGCCACAA
Messenger RNA from Rhipicephalus sanguineus (brown dog tick), 812 nucleotides. RefSeq names its product actin-binding Rho-activating protein. The coding region runs from base 205 to 783 and encodes 192 amino acids. The transcript has 4 exons. Gene Ontology annotation, molecular function: actin binding. Gene Ontology annotation, biological process: positive regulation of Rho protein signal transduction. The record is from RefSeq and is a predicted model, not a curated record. NCBI's taxonomy places the organism in Eukaryota, Metazoa, Arthropoda, Arachnida, Ixodida, Ixodidae.